Messenger RNA from Parasteatoda tepidariorum (common house spider), 12255 nucleotides. Its product is annotated as dystrobrevin beta. NCBI's taxonomy places the organism in Eukaryota, Metazoa, Arthropoda, Arachnida, Araneae, Theridiidae. Gene Ontology annotation, molecular function: zinc ion binding. Gene Ontology annotation, biological process: synaptic signaling. Gene Ontology annotation, cellular component: plasma membrane; synapse. The record is from RefSeq and is a predicted model, not a curated record.
AAUGAUUUACAUCAGUGUGAAAACUGAAGCUGUGUGAAUAGAAAUUGAACUUCGUUUUUGUUUUUGUUUAGAUUUGUUUCGUUUAGUGAUCGCUGCUCAAGUGUCAGAGAACGAGUGGAAGUUCUUGACUCUAUGGAUCAAUUAACUCGAAGGUGGCAAAAAUUCGCAUAAUAAAAAAGUUAUGAUUAAUCUGUUUAAUUAAGAAACAUCAAAUGUUAUGAGAAAAUUUUAGUAUUUAUUCGAUUUUCCGGUCUACUAUUUUGUUAUGCUGGAUUAGGAUGAAAAGUAGAGCAUUAAAUUUUCUUCAAACGAGCUGAAGUAUUUUGGAAUGAACUUCUUUAAGAGUUAAAGACUUGGUGGUCAUUUUCACUAAAUGUUGUGGGUGGUCUAAUUUUUCCUGGUAUGUUCUAUUGGAUAAGAAAAACAAUGGUGACAUGUGACUGCACAGUGGAUUAAAAAGGAGAGAAACUUAAAUAUUACUAUCAAGACAAGUGAGUGUUACAAGUGCUCAUGGAUACAGUUCAAUAUGUUGACAAUAUGAGCUAUGGCUCUGGUUCCCAAGGACCAAGUGCUGAUUACUGUCAUCUUAUGGCAGAGCUUAAAACCCAAAAUUUUGAUGUGAUAAAGUUUUCUUCCUAUCGUACUGCCUGCAAACUCAGAUUCAUUCAGAAACGAAUUAGUUUGCAUUUGGUUGAUAUUUGGAAUGUGAUUGAAGCUUUUCGAGAAAAUGGAAUGAACUCGUUGGAACCUCGAAUAGAGAUAAAUAUUCCUCGACUGGAAACCUUAGUUACCUCGAUAUACUUUCAAUUGAAUAAGCGCCUUCCUGCGGUCCAGCAAAUAGACUUAGACCAAUGUACUUCGUUGUUGCUCAACUGGCUCCUUUCUGCUUACGAUCCAGAAGAUACUGGUAAAGUUCGAGUUUUUUCCAUUAAAAUUGCCUUAGCUACAAUGUGCUCUGGAAAACUUAUGGAUAAACUUAGAUAUAUAUUUUCUCUUAUUUGUGACAAUAAUGGUCUCCUAGUUCACAGCAAGUUUGCAGACUUCCUGAGAGAAAUUUUACAAGUUCCAUGUUCUGUUCAUGAAUCGCCCACUUUUGGUUAUCGUGAUAAUCUUCCCUCUACUAUAAUUGAUGGAAUGAACAAAGUAACGGUCAAUGAUUUUUUAGACAUCAUUAUGUCUGAUCCUGCUCCAGCAUGCAUUGUAUGGUUACCUUUAUUACAUAGACUUGCUAGUGUAGAAAAUGUACUGCAUCCUGUACAAUGUGAUGGAUGUAACCGUGAAGCAUUUUUAGGCUUCAGAUAUAGAUGUCAGAAAUGUUAUAACUAUCAGCUCUGUCAGGAUUGUUUUUGGAGAGGUCGUGUAUCUGGAAGUCAUACUAGUCAACAUGAAAUGAAGGAAUAUACCUAUUAUAAAUCUCCAAGUAAACAACUGGGCCAUUCCUUAAAGAAAUCUUUUAGAUGUGUUCCUGAGAAACAAAUUGCCUCUAUACCAAGAUUUCCUGAAGAACCUGAAAGAACUUUAAAUUUACAACACAUUGUGCCUCCAUCCCCCAUUCCCAGUCAUAAUGGUUUUCAUGAUGUCACGAGUAACUCCUUUGAUAUGUCUUCAUUAGAUGGUAGAUCAACAACUAGGAGCCUAGAAUCUAACAGAGUUGAUGAUGAGCACCGGCUAAUUGCUAGGUAUGCUGCGCGAUUAGCUGAUACCAGAAGUACAAUGCGAAGUCCAUCAGACCUCAGCUUAAACAUGGACACAACUAGGCAGCGUGAUCUUAUUGCUCAACUUGAAACAAAAAACAGAGAAAUAAUGAGGGAGAUUGUUCGCUUGAGAAAACAGCAGGAACAAGAGGAUGCUGUAUUACAAAAUGAACAGAAUCCCACUCUGCUUAACGAAUUAAGGGCUCUUCGGCAGAGGAAAGAAGAGUUAGAAAGUCAUCUUUCAACUCUUCAAGAGAGUCGAAGGGAGUUAAUGGUGCAGCUGGAGGCUCUGAUGAAAAUGCUCAAGAAUCAUCAGACGUCCCCAAGAUCUACACCAAAUAGUUCCCCCCGUUCGGCUACAUCGAAAUCUCCACCACUGUCUACACCUUAUCCUGUUUCCUCUUCUCGCAGUGCCCCAACUACUCCUCCCACAUCAGAAGGUGCUCCUAGUGUUCCCAGUAAUGUGACAGCAAAUUAUGAUCAAUCAGGAAGCACAAGGAGCUUAAGAAAUGACUUGUUAGUUGCAGCUGAUUCUGUCACAAAUGCUAUGUCAUCACUAGUUCGAGAACUCAACUCGGGAUCUGAAGAUGAAGAUGGUAAUCUGGAUAGUAAAGCAAUGAGCAGCAGUCGAGAUUUUGAAACUGAGGAUACUGAAAGUGCGGUUGAAAGUUUAGAAGGCGGCGGUACACUUUGGCGCGAUGAACGGUUGAGAGCUCAAGAAAAUCACUUCUUGCAAGAAAUCCAGGCCCGCAACAAUUUAUCUUCGUCUGGUCUUGGCGAUGGAAAAAUUGUUCAAGAAGAAAAUGACCAAGAGAUCUAUGAUAAUGACCCAAGGGACUUGGAUCUCUUCCAUCAUCAUGCGUCUUUGACGACCGACGACGAGAGUUACGUCCGAACCGAUGACGACGACGACGGAUGUAAUACGGACUGGGAAGAGGCGAUGAGACGUUGGGUGAACCGUUAAGAAUUAUUUCUUCUCCUUCCAUCUGGUUCAUUAAAGUCAUAUCAUUUGUGUUUGGAGAGGCAGCUAGCUGUUUCAUCGAAUUGUUUUAUGUGCCAUUUUUCGGUAUAUUCAUUGAAUGUAUAUUUGUUCAUUUUUAGGUGAAUGUUUUAUUUUUUUUUAUUUACGUUCAUUUUAUUGUAUUUGAUAAUGGUAUUUUUAUUUGUGGAGCAGAUUUAUUUAUAGAAUUUUUUAAGAAAUAAAACUUUUAAGAUAAAUAUCCAUUGUUUUAAUAAGAUUUUUAAUUAAAUUACUAAACAAUGGUGCAACUUUUGGUUUUACUAAACAAUGGUUAUAACUUUUCUUCUUCUGUUGAAUUUUAUGAACUAUGUUUGCCUGCAUUUUAAAACCAUGUCCCUAACUAUUAAUUAUAAUUCCUGUUUUGUAACCAGUUUGGUUAAAAAGUUUUUAUGGGCAGUGGCGCUUUUAUACCCAUCCAAUCUUCAGGGAGCCUAUCAGCUUGAGGAAAAAUAAAUGCCAAUACUUUUUUUUGCAAAAUUCAUUCUAAUUCUUUAAAGUUUUUAAGAAAUAGGAAUUUAUAAUACAAAUUUUUAUAAAAUUCUGAUUUUUUUUUUAUACUCUAACUGUGCUUCAUGCAAUUUUUGGAUUUAAGUAUUUUUUUAAUAUCUAGUCUUUUUUAUCCUUUAAUAAUAUUUUCUAUUUCUGUUUAACACACUGAGUGCCGCACAUAUUUUUAAGGAUAUCACCUUUUGGCUAUUUGUAACAGCUUAGAAAUGCUUGUAUUGUGGUGAUGCAAACUGCUAACAAUUUGAAAUGAAUAAAAAUUUGAUUUGUAGUAAAUGACAAUUAAGUAAAUUUUUAAUGCAUUUUCAGUAAUUGCUUCAAACAAUGUAAGUUUUUUUAGUUUUGCAUGAAAGUUUUCACUGUCCGCCACUGAUAACUGGUGUGGCACUUAACGUGCAAAUGACCUCUAUUUAUUAUCAUAUGUGAUAACUACGAUUAUAAAAUAACAGUUACAUUUUAAUUUUAUUUGCAAUCAUUAAACAACAAUAGCAGUUGUUUUCUUAGGAAAAAAUAAAUCUAAAGUUCUUUGCUUUCUUCUGUUUUUUAAAAUUUCUUCUAAUUCUUCAAACAGUGUGAUGUUAGGGGAAUUUCAAUUGCAAUGAAUUAAAAAUAAAUGUUUUUAAGUGAUUUCAUUUGUUUUUUUAAUGAGUACUUAAAAGUGAGAGAUAUGUUAUAAAGAAGUGCUUUAUUCAAGAGUUAUAGAAAAGUCAAAUUACAGGCUAUUUAUUUUUGGCAAAAUAAAACUCUUCUUGUUUUAAUUUAGUUGAUGUUAAGUUAUAUAGUUAAUUUGGAAGUCACUUUGAAUGAAUUAAUAUUUAGUAUUUAUCCGAACAGUUUACCUUGAACUGAGAUUGAAGUAGAAAUCCUCUUGCUUUUCAAAUAAACAAAAUUGGUUAUACUCCGUGUGUUUCUAUGGUACAUGGAAAAAUUUAUAACAAACAUGCCAAGGUGCUUUAAAUUUAGAAGGUUAAAAAGAUGAUUAUUUCAUAAAUUUUGCUUAAAAUAUUAAAAUGUGUAGAAUAAUUUUUUAGUAUAAAAUAAAUAAGUUACAUUGAAUUAUUAAAAUCAUUUUUAUUUUUAAAAAAGUUCUAUAUAAAUGCUCAAAUUUAUGCUGUUGUGAAUCAUGUAUCUUUUAACCUAUUCUUUAUUUUGCAAAACGAAAACUAAAGAUAGUCAGUUUUGUACUAAAGAAAGUCUUUGAUGUCAAAGCUGUUAACCUAUAAAGCUAAUUGUGUUUAAUGUAGGGUUUGUAAAUACAGUAUACAUCAAGUUUAUGUUAAACACAUGAAUUUUAAAAUUAGGUGCUUAAUUAACACGUUUUUUUUUCCUCCGUGAAAUUCUGUAUUUAUUAGUAUAAUGCUUGAUUUUUUGUGGAUUGGCUAAGUAAUUGUCUUUUGGUUUAUUUAAGAUAUGGCUUUAGAUAUACUAGUGUUCCUAACUUUUAAAAUGUUAAUUUUUAUCUGUUUUUAAUGUUAAAUAAAGCUAUUUUUUUUAAUCUGUACUUAAAGGAAGUCAAACGAGAAGUAUUUUAUAUGAAAUGUGAAUGUGGUCUUCUGUUAAGAUAAUUAAUUUAACUAUGCAAUAAUUGUAUUAUAAUAUCUUUCAUGUGGUGUUUGAUGAAUGUAUCUUUUUUAAAUGUUUUUUUAGUUAGUGUUAGUUUGCUUAACAAAAAAACAAAACAAAAAGAACCACUUAAAAUUUUUUUCUUAAAUGAUAAUUUUUAAUAAGUAACUUUGAAUCAAAAUUACUUUUCAUAAGUACCAUUCCUAGCUGGAUUCAAGCUAGAAGAAAUAAUUUGUGUCAGUAUAAAGGAUUUUCAGAAUUAUAAUAAAUUUCCUCUCCUUAUAAUUUUUUGCUUAAUGUUAAAAUUUUGCAUUCUAAACUAAUAAAUUGAUUCUAAAUUAUUUUCUAUUAAAAGUCUAAUCUUUUAAAUGAAUAAAUGUACUCAGAUUUAUGUAAAUGAAAUUUAAUAUGCAAGGUGUUCUAUUAAAUCAAUUGAUAUUUAUUUUUUAGAAUCCAUGCUAAAAAUGUAAUCUAAAAAUACUGACAGUAUUUAAUAUUCAGCUUCUUCAUCCCUUAUCCCCAAAUAAAUUAAAAAUGAUUACAGAUAGUUUAAUAGACCAAACAAUUUCAGCAAGGAUUGAAAUUUUUAUGUAUUAAUGGAUUUUUUUUUAUGUAUUAAUAAAUUCUAUUUAAAAUUUAAUUGAGGUUUUCUGGUCUUGCUAUAAGUAAGUUUUUAUACUUAUAUUUACAUCAAAUUAUUACUUUUUGCUUUGCAAUAUCUUUAUUUAACUUUCGUUACACUUAAAAUAUUAAAAAAGUAAGUUCCUCUGCUUUUCAAUUUUUAAGCUUGAAAAUUAUUGAAACACGAAUUUCUUGGUUGAUUUUUUUAGGGUGAAAUGUGGGAGCUUUAACUGCAAGAAUAUUUUUGUACAAAUUUCUCCAAAUAGUAUAACAAUUAAAAUGUUAAAAACAAUAAACAAAAUUCUAUUAAAAUAUUUAUAAUGAUUUUUUUUCGUAAAAAUUUUAUAAAUUUGAUAUAAUUGAUUACAUACUAUUUUGAAUUAUAAACAGAAAUUAAAUACUCAUUCUAAUAAGAGAAUUUCAUAAUCUAAAAGAAAGAAUAUGUAUAUACAUUUUGGAAACCGAAUUCUUCUUCUUUGCCUGCUCCCUGUCAGAAAGGAUUCCUUGAAGUGAAGCUCUUUUCGAUAUUCUUUAUAAGUGGGCGCCAGUGUUGUGAGUGGAAAAUUCUAUCAUAUCAUAAAUGUAGUUGUGUUGUGACAUCAAAGUGUUCAUGUACUUACAAGUGUAGUGUUUAUAGUACUGUUAUAGUCUGUACGGUGUGCAACGAUAUUGACAUCUUUUCUGAUUUAUGUGUGUGCCAUUGUCAAAGACGCAUGAUCCUAUGCAUUUUUUUUUUAUAUAUAUAAAACUUUUCGUUUGUAUUAAAUCUAAUCAGAAAGAAGAGAGAGAAAUGUUUGAAUACAGAAUUAUUAUUUCAAGUUUAUUGUAUUAUAAAAUGUUUAUUUCUUAUUUAAAGAGUUUGAUGUAUGUAUUUCAGCAAGAGAGGGCAAUAAUUUUUAAUAAGAUACAGAUUUGGACUAAAUGUUUAAAUUGGAAUUAGUUUGUUGUAGAAAGUUCAAUAACUUAAUCGAAUUCCUAUCAUUAACUUUUCACUUUACAUCUUCUUGGUUAAACUCCUCUAUACUAGCUCUAUCUCCAGUGGCAGCUUAAUACCCGCUUCGUUUCAGAUAAAUGAGUACCAUCUAGUCUGAUAGAUAAAAGCAGCUGGUGCGUAAUGCUGAUCACAUUCCCACGAUCAUAAAAUUCAAAAUUGUGGAACCUUUAAUGUUCAUGAUCCUUUUAAUGAAAAACUGGCUACUGCAGAUCUGCUUUACUUUUACUACGAUGUUCCACUUUUGAGACCGUGAUGGCUCAGGGAAUAGAGGGUUCGCAUCCCAGCGAUGGCUGCUCGAUACCAAUUCCGCACCCGUGUUGCACCAGCCGCAGUGCUGACGUGAAAUAUCCUCAGUGGUCAUGAGUUAUAGUCCCCUUGCAAUCAGGCUAACUGUGAUAAUUUCUUGUCGUCAUUGUAACACAAAUGCGGGUAGUUCCAUCAAAAAGUCCUCCACCCAAUACUUGAUCCAGGAGUUCCCUUGUCUUCUGGAUUAGGUUCAAAAUUACAAGAUUACGCAGUUGAACAUUAGUAGUCGUAAACACGUAAUUGGGUCGGUUGUUCGACAACGGUUGUAAAAUAAAAUAAAAUGUUCCACUUUUACAGAAAAUAAUGGAGGAAAAGUAUGUUGUUAGAAAGCCAUAGUAGCUUUUUCGAUAAGCGUCUCAUAGUCUUCGAUGAUCAAUUGCCUUUUUAAAUGGCUAUUUCUGCGAUGCACCAGGAUAGAAUGCUUGUUUCCAAAAUAAGUUUGCCUGGUUUGAAUAUCGGCGAUGGUCGAUAAUGAACACAUGAAGUGUAUUCCUCUCAAUUUGAUUUCGAGUUAUAGUUUUUAUUUAUACCCAGGUUUGCUUUUUAUCCGGAAGAAAGUGAAAAAAUCAGAACAAACUGGACAAAUACUGAAUAUUGAUAUAGCAAUUAGUAUUAUAGGAAUAACUAAAAUUUAAACAAAUUAAUUUAUCAUAAUUCCAAAAAAAAUCCGUUUUCACAUAUACUCUUUUAAGUAAAUAACUAUUUACAAAUUAUUUAUUUUAGUUAUAUACAGAUUUUUAACAAAUUAAUUUAUUAUAAUACCAAAAUAAUUAAGUUUUUCACAUGCACUCUUUAAAAUAAAUAACUGCAUUAGAGUCCUGAUUAUCCGAGCUAAUGUGGACCAAGACUUACUCGGAUUACGGAAAAACUCGGUUAAAGCGAAGAGUAUAAAAAGGGAAGAAAAAGAGUAGGUACAAAUGUAAUAUAUUUGAUAAAUACAAAAUUUAAACAAGUGCACCACAUACAAUUCAUAUUAUAAUUCAAGAAAUUUUCUUAAAAAAGUCCUUAAUCAUUUUCUGUUUUAUGCUUUGGCGCUUUUCUGCAGUAUUGUUUUGCCAUUUUUUUAGGGAUAGCAGAAAGACUGCUGUUGCCUCUUCUUCUUGUUCUAUAUAUUCAAUAGCACUUUCGAUAGCUUUUAGUCCAUCUGUAUGAGAAAGUUUUGUAUGUUGAUUUUCAUUGUCUCUGUCUUCAUCAUCUUCGCUAUAUUAUUGAUCGGUAUUAACGAUCAUUUCAUCGGAACAAGAUGUUGGAUUUCAUUUUCUUGAGUGUUUGGAAGAUAAAAUUCAGAUUUUUUUUUCAGCAGUAGUUUUAAAAAUAAACAAAAGUAAACUAGAUUUUAAAAAAAAAACUUAAAAUAUUUGGUAGCUCAAGUUAAAGCGGAUAGUCGGGACUCUGCUAUAUUUAUUUAUGUUAUUUUAACAGUUAAAGAAUUAAAAAAUUAAAUUUUAUUAUACUCAUUUACGUAAAAUAUUAAGGAACUACGAUUAUUUUAAUUUCUUGAUAAAUUCAUUAAAUCUACUUUUCUAUUGUUUCUUUUUCGUUUUAGCUUAUUUAAAAAUUGAUGCCUCAAGUAGCUUUGAAAUGAAUACUAUAAUUAAAACUAGAUUGCUGUUAUAAACUGUUUAAAAAAUAGUUUUUAUGUACGAUAUUUCUUUUUGAAUAAAAAUUUCUUCCAAUUGUAUUGGAAGAAACAUAUUUCUUCUGGCGCAAAUUUUUUGCAGUUUUUCCAACUGUUGAAGAAGUUUGUCGUCCCUGUUCACACCUUUUACUUUAAUUGCCAGUUCUUAAAGAAAAGAACAAUUUAUGUCGAAAGUUAAAAAAGAGAAAUAUACAACAAAUGGAAAAAUUGCGACUAUCAAUAAGCUAUUUUAUUUAUCUCUCUUGUUGAAAUACUUUAUGCAUAAAUAUUUAUUUUGAUGAAUUUUUAUUGUUACAUAUUUUAAACUGGGAAUUUACUUUUUCCUGUAAGAUAAACAUAAAUACUAGUAAACACAUAUUUUCCACACUAUUAAUUUGUUACAUCUGUUUACUUUCUUUUUCUCACAUUUCAUUAGGCUGAUUUUUUUUAUUAUUAGUAUUCGCACACUGCCUUCACCGUAGAUAAUGACCAAGCACAUUGUCUAUUUUUACAUUCCCUACUUAACCAAUGUGCACAUUUUUUAUGAGCACUGUUGAAAUAUGAAGUUUGUUAUUUACAUAAGCAGGAAUAGUAGAAGAAAAAGAUAGUAGAUUGUUAAUGUUUUAUCAAGAAGACGAAGACCUCUGUAUUUCUAUCAAUUUGUUGGAUACUUAAAAAUGACAUAGUUAGAAGUUUCUUAUUGGUAAUUUUAAGGAAAAAAAUUAUCUGAUUUUAACCUAUAUUUUAGAUAAUAUAAAAAUUAGCUUUAAUUUAAUUAAAUUAUGUUUGUUUUUAUCAAGCAUUCAUUAAAAUAGGUUUUUACUGCUAUUUUUUUUCCUUGUACCAAAAUAUGAAUAAAAAUGUUUUUAUUUUAUUUUUUAUUAUUUAUUUAUGUUAUGUUUAUCAUCGGAAGAAUAUUCAUAGUUAUAAUAAGACAUAAAUCGAUGACAGCCGAUUAACAGAUAAAUAAUUCUUUUCUCACUUCGCUGCGAAACCACGCAAUUUUGGUGCAUUCUUUGGAAGAAAAAAAAUUUUCUCUUCCUACAUUCUCUUAAAAAUUUUUUUUUUAAAAAUAAGUCACUAAACUUAUUUUAGGGGAUAUUUUUUUAAACUUACAUGUCAACACUGAUUAUUUAUUUACUACCAUUUUCAUUAUGGCUGUGGCUUCUAACAAACUAACCUCCAUAACGAAAUUAGAGUUUGGUUAAUGACGCAAGCAGAAGGCAUAUUUUUUUCGUGUUUAUUUAUUCUGCCUUAAGGAUAUAUUAAAAAUAUUAUAAUGUUUUAUAAAUGUAUGAUAUUUGGCUUCUAUAGAACGCAAAUAAAAUGCAAACUGUGCCUUUUUUUGUUAUUUUUAACCAAAAAAAUAAAUGGAUUAAAAUAACUUCAUUUUAAAUAAUAGUUGAGGAGAAUGAGCAUAACCUAAUUAAGUUACAUUAAUAAAAUACUCAUUUGAUCCUCUAUGUAGAUAAAUUAGUUUUCUUCAAUAAAUUAAAUCUUGUAACCGUGUUGUGUAAUCGUAAUCUUAAGUUUAAAAGAAAUAAGUUUACUGAAAAUUAAAGAAAUAAUAUAGUUUAAAAAAUUUUAAUAAAAGAAAAAAGUUUAAAAGUUUUUUUCUUGAAAUUUGUUGCUCUUGUUUCUUUGGAGAAAAUGCAAAAUUCUGGCGCUAAAGUAAUUCGGUUUAAUUGAGGUUUUUGUUUCCUACCAAAUUAUAACUUCUUUUUUUUAUCUUCAUUACAAAAGGAGAAAGAAAAGCCUGUAAUGCUUAAAAAAAUAUAUAAUUUUUCUUUAGAACAUAAAAAUAAACAAAUAGAAACUGCGUUGAAACUGAUUUCUGAGGUUAUUGUGCUAGAAAAUCGCCUUCCCCCAAACUUAUCAUUUGUGGCAAAAUUCAAAAAAUGUAUCGUACCCUUAAAGCCUCUCUUUAUAUCGUUUAUUGGUAAAUCAAUUUAAAAAUUCAAGUUUAAUACGAAAUCUGCCAUAAUUAACUCAGCAAGGUUUUUCUUUUAUAAAAACUUUGCCAACUUAUGCACACAAAACUUAAAAUAAAAUUUAAAAUCCACUAAUCACUUUAGUAUAAAAAUGAAGAAAUGCAUGUAACUUUUUAAUUGGGUACUUGCAACCACAUGGUUGGGCCUAGAGCCCCUAAAUUAGACAGGCCGACUUAUCUAUUUUUGGAGCAAAAAGCUACCAUAAGCACAAUACUAACAUAACGUUAACUUGCGUGCUUGUUUGCUCCAAUAUUGCUUGAUAGGUCAGCUCUGAUAGUAUAGGAGCCUUAGUUGGGCCUAAUCACGGCGUGACGUCGCUUGCAAUCAUUUUAUUUUAUAAUUUCUAAUAUAAUUAUUUUAUAAUAUCGUCUGCCUGAUGUCUUUUUUUUUAAAUUAAUAAUAGAAAAAACAUCGUUUGCAUUCUUUUGAGUUGAAGAGAAGUUUUAAAAUCAUGGCCUUUUGGGAAUGAGAUCUAUAUUAAUUUUUAUUUUGAUAUUGUAUCAAAAUUCUUGAAAAUUUCUUACUUUUUAGAAAUUUUUCACUUAUUUAUUAUAACCAUAAUUAAUUUUUCAAAAAAAAAAAAGCUUUACUAAUGACAAUAAAUGGAAUAGCUCAAGGCAUGAAAUUCCAGUUCUAAGCGUAUUAAAAUUUUUACUCGCCACUAUUUAUACGGAAAAUGCGAACACUUUUUAAAAUUUUAAUAAAUAUAGUUUAAAUAACUUUUUGGUGGCCACGAGAAUGUAGAAAAUGAGAACUGUAAAAUAGCUCAAAAUGUUAUAACCUGGGGCAAACUGGUUGAACACUUGCUUACUUCUACAACAUCUGACUUCAUAUCAGUGGCGCGAACUUCAACUUGAAUUCUGCCCGCUCUGGUAACACAAGUUUUACUUCCUCGGGGGAAAAAAAGAGAUAUUGAGUUAAAUAGUUUCUUUAUAUUCUCUUUUCAAUUUUUUAAGGGGUCAAAAAACAUAAUAAGGUGUGAACACAUCUGGUGACAUAGAUUUCAAUCUUUACGUGAUCUAUAUUUUUGCGCAUGUUCAUAUCUAUAUUAUGCACCUGUUAAUAUUCUCCUUUUUAAAGUUUGAAACUCUUGCUUUCCAUUUUUAACUAUAUUGUUUACAGCAAACUGCGCGAGAAAUAUGGUAGCUUGAAGCGCAAUAUUUUACAAGAAUUAACUUACUCGCUAGCUCUAAAUAUUUUGUCGCCAGCUGGCAUUUGGAAAUUUCGCACUUUGGAUAGCUGUUAUAAAUUUUACCAAUGCUAUUUCUAUUACUAAUUAAAUUUUAUGUAUUUAAAGCUACUAGUUCAAAAUUAGUUGACGAAAAACCUUUUGUUGAUUAUAACAAACUACUUUUUUAUUUUAUUUUUUUACCAAUUUAUUUUUUAUCUGUUAGAGAUUUAACUAAGUCGUAGAACAAAAAUAUAUCUAUACUUUAUAUAUGUAUUAUUAUUUAUCUUGUAAAUGAAACGUUUGUAAAAUAUUGCAACAGUUGUUUCAAAAACUUAUGGUGCUUUAAUAUUUUAAUAAGUUUAAAAGAUUUAUUUAUGUCUUAAUGAAAAUUACCAAUAAGGAACCAGAAAUCUAACAUGUAAACUGAUGCAAGUUCAAACGAAUUUUUGUAAUUUUCAAUUGUUGAUACUUUGUAGGGUUCAAAAUGUAAGGAAAUGUUUGCUCACUUCAACUUUUAGUUCAGGUUGUAGAUACAUUUAACCGGAUAAGAAAUUAUAUAUUCUUGUGAAAUGUAUAUUAUUUGUAAAUUUCGUUUGUUUAACGGGGCGGGACACUCUUUCAUGUUGACAUUCUAUCUAGUAAAUACUGAAUUUGUUGAAAAACUCUUUGUAUACUCCCUAUUUUGUGAAGAGUAUUUCAAUCAAAUUUGUAGAUUUUAAUGUUACCAGUUUAAAGGAAUUCAAAAUAAAAGAUAACCUAGUCUUUGCAUAAA